Centruroides sculpturatus (bark scorpion) is the source of this 1059-nucleotide messenger RNA. RefSeq lists its product as uncharacterized. The coding region runs from base 250 to 1014 and encodes 254 amino acids. The record is from RefSeq and is a predicted model, not a curated record. NCBI's taxonomy places the organism in Eukaryota, Metazoa, Arthropoda, Arachnida, Scorpiones, Buthidae. The transcript is spliced from 10 exons.
AAAUAUUUUUGCCAUACAAAUAUUAAUUUAGUCAAAACAGAAUACCAAAAUGAAUCUGAAAGUAAUAUUUGCAAUCAUCUAAAUAACAUUGAAGAUAAAAAUCUUAUAAAAAAUGAAGAUUCAAACUUUUUAAAAGAACAAAAUGAGAAAGUAGAAGAAAUUGAAGAAGCAAUUAUAUUUAUUUUAGAAUCUUCAUUUCUUCCAUUUUUAGAGAAAUGCCUUGAUAUAGAUAACUUUUUAAAUAUUUCAAUGCAAGUCUCACUCUACAAAACAGUUAUUGAUCUUAUUAAAGAAAUUGCAAGUCAACCUCAUCUCAUCUUUUUAUUGGGAACACUACCUUAUCAAGCAAUAAGUAUUCAACAAAAGUUGGAAAAAUUAGCUGAAAAGUCUAAUGGGAUAUUAGAACGUUUAGGUAAAGUUGCAGCAAAUGGCUGUAUUCCUGGAAUGAGUAAAAAUUCACCUAAAAUUUCUUCACCUAAACAUAAAAAUGUUCCAGAAGAAAAUGAGGCAUAUUCAUCUGGGGUCUUACAAACAGUAAAAGAUCGAUUUUCUGAAGAAAGAUUGGCAAGAGAUUUUUCUUCAUUGUAUAAAACUGUUACAGAUUUUAUACCAAAGCAAUCACAAAUAUCACAAGAUAUACUUUUAAAAUAUAAAACAGUACAGUCUCCUCAUGUAAAAGAUGACGUUUUGGCAAAUUUUUAUAAACAAUGUUUGAAACCUCUUCAAUUUGAAACAUGGGAUAUGGAAGUUGAUGGACCUUUUGGUCAUUAUUAUGCAUUUGUACGCCAGCAUGAUAGAACAAUAGAAAAACAAAAUAUAUCAGAAAAACAGUUCUGGUUAAUUCAGCCAUUAUGCAAAAUACAGGAAUCUCUUGAUUUAUUAACAUUCCUGGCCCUAACACCAUUAAGGGUGCAUUCAGAAUUGGAGACCAGUUCAACCAAGUCACUUUGGCAUAGAUCAUCCCAUUUAUGGUUGAAGCUUGGAAUGCCUGACAGUGUUCAGAGGAGGAGUUGAUAACAUAAUGUGGUUGUGAUCCAGUCUAGUCCAUAUGCUCAUAUA